This is a messenger RNA of Clunio marinus, 306 nucleotides long. NCBI's taxonomy places the organism in Eukaryota, Metazoa, Arthropoda, Insecta, Diptera, Chironomidae. The record is from the annotation of a GenBank genome assembly.
AUGAAAAUUAUUUCCCACGAACUGAGUAUGGAACAUGCUAAACAUGAUGUCACACACACUUGGGGUUCGAUUUCGAUUCGUCAUUCGUCGUUUGACAGGAAAAUAAAAGGUGAAGGGGGCGAUGAAGAAGAAAUAAAGAAAAGAAGAGUUCAUGCAUACACAAAGAGAAGCAGCAUCAAAGCAAAGCAUAAUUGCUUAUUGAUUUUUUAUUGUUUCUCUCUUAUGCUUUAUGGGAUGUUACAUGUGGAUACAUCAAAACGAGCUGCUUAUUGGAUUCUUAUGCACACUGAACAACAAGAAGAGUGA